Molecule: messenger RNA, 2799 nt
Organism: Anopheles maculipalpis
Lineage: Eukaryota; Metazoa; Arthropoda; Insecta; Diptera; Culicidae
Gene: kek2
Product: leucine-rich repeat-containing protein 24
Exons: 1
Coding region: 64-2646 (860 amino acids)
Molecular function (GO): protein binding
Source: RefSeq, a predicted model, not a curated record
GUGUGGGUGUGUUAUUUUUUAAUUUGUGUGCGUGCGUGUCUGUGAGUGUCAGUGUUUGCCAGUAUGUCCCGGUGGGACGCAGCAUUGAUACUGAUGGCGCUGCUCGGAUGGAGCUCGCUACCCUCGACAGAGGGCUGUCCGGCGGAAGUGUGCGUGUGCAAAUGGAAGGGUGGCAAACAGACGGUCGAGUGUGGUGGACGAUUUCUGAACCGUCUGCCGGACGGUAUGGAUCCGGGCACACAGGUACUCAACUUCUCCGGUAACAGUCUAACGAUACUGCAAAGUGAACGGUUUCGCAAGAUGGAUCUGAUCAAUCUGCAAAAGAUCUAUCUGGCCCGCAACCAGAUCGUUAAGAUACAUGACCGUGCAUUCCGGGGGCUCACCAAUCUGGUUGAGCUCGAUCUUUCCGACAACACGCUGUCGGAGGUUCCGACAGAGACGUUUCAGGACUAUGCGGCCCUGAUGCGUCUCUCGCUGAGCGGCAACCCGAUACGGGCCCUGCGCUCCAACGCCUUCAAGCAGCUGUCGUACCUAACGACGCUCGAGCUGAGCAACUGUCAGAUUGAACUGGUCGAGGAUGAAGCGUUCAUCGGCAUGGACAACCUCGAGUGGUUACGACUCGACGGUAACCGCAUCACCACCAUCCGUGGUGCACACGUACUACCCGAGUCACUGCACGGCAUCAAUCUUCAAAGUAAUCGGUGGCAUUGCGACUGUCACCUAACGGACGUGUACACCUGGUUGAACAGCUUCAAUGUGCCACAGCGGGAGGAAAUCAAGUGUACCGGACCAUCGCGACUAGCAGGUGAAACGGUCAAGACACUCACGCUGGACGAUCUUGCAUGUUUGCCGGUGGUGACACCGGAGACUUCCUAUCGGGAAAUUGCGGAGGGUCGAAACAUCUCGCUCGACUGUCGGAUAGCGGCCAUUCCAGAACCUACGGUGGCAUGGCUGUUCCAGGGUCAGGUGCUGCUGAACGAUAGCUUACUAUCACCCAACCUACAUCUGUACUACUACGUAGACGACAUUGAUGGUGCGAAGCAUAGUGAAUUGUUCAUCUACAACAUCAACGCAGACGACAAUGGGACGUAUUCUUGUGUGGCGGAAAACUCCGCUGGUCGUGUGCAAACUAACUACACACUGCACGUGAUCGUAAAAGAGGAGCCCAUCGUCGAGCAAGUCACCUUCUCGGAAGAGUACUUCCUUGCGAUUGUGGCUGCCAGUGCAGCAACGGCUGUGCUUCUGUGUUUGCUCUGCUGCAUCGUUGCCUGCAAGUGUGCCCGUUCGCGACGUUCGUCAGCCGCUGGAAAGAAGAACCGCAGUUCCAAGGGUGCAUCCGACCAUGGGUCCGGCGCACCGAGCCAGCAAAAGUGUGCCUCGAUAACGAACGACAUCGGUGAACCAUUAACGGCAGCCAAAAUGAACGGUGCACUAGCGCUAGGUGAUGGUGGCAAUCCACAGGACAUUGUGCUCUACCUGAACGCGAAUCCAAACGGGCUUGACAAAGCAGCCCUCAACAAUAUGACAGCGAUGGCACAGUUCUGUAGUCCACCGUCGGCACGCAGCUAUCAGGAUCAGAACCCGGAUCUGAUCAAUGAUGCCGAGAGCGGUCAGCACAAAACGCGUCCACGGCCCGACGCGAUCGAUUCUGACCUUGGAGAGAAGGACUCGGAUGAGCAGAGUAGCGUUCAGGACGGUAGCAGUGAGGCCAGCUACCAACAACAGCAGCAAACGGGUCCGUACUAUCCUCCGAUGGUGCUGCGAGGCCCACGUUUCGCUUCAUCCGCAUUGUCAACUCUACCGCGCGGUGGAACGGCAGCUCUAGCAGGGAAAGAUCUUUCUGCUUACCAGCACCAGGUGGACAUUCAUCUGAGCCCCGGCUGCUUCCUCGACCAGAACGGAUAUCCGAUCGAUCUGAGCUUGAUGGCAGCACCGAGUGGGCCACCCGUCAACUACUACCGUACGUUACCGCACAAGAAACACCAGCAACAUCAUCAACAGCAGCAGCAACAGCAGCAGGGUCCGGGCAAGGCGAUCGCUCGGUACGCCAACGAUGCCGAGUUCAUAAACCGCACACAAUCACCAGCCGCCUAUCAGAUGUACGCCCCGACCGAUGUACGGUACACGGCCGAAGGCUACCCCCAGGGUCAACAGAAUGACCACACCCAGUUUCCUUCACCCCCCGACGGUUACAAGGGGGAAGUGCAUCCCGUGGCCUACAUGAGCUCAACGUCAGCGGCGGCAGCUGCGUUCUGCGUUGGGCCCACACCACCCCAACAGUGGCCCACCUUCCUGCCCGGGUUCCACCCGCAGCUUAUCCCCAUCAUGGCACCGGCCGGUGGUGCAUUGCUCGCUUCUCCCAUGAUGCCCUCACCCGGUGGUCCUCCGCAGCAAGCGCAACAGCAACAGCAGCUAGGCAGUCCACAAACCCAACCCGGAAGUGCGCUCAAGAAAUGUUCCGUCGGGGCGCAGACAUCCGAGCUAGACAAGGACGUCAUACCGGAGCAACGUGAAGAGGAGGAGGAAGAGGAAGAAGAUCACGAGAAUGGUGGCAGUGCAGUGAAGCUAAGGCAUCUUACUGGCCCGUUAGCGGACAGUCCGGACGAGGGUUACGUUGGGGACAGUCACGAAACGAGCGACAUUUGACAGCAACCCAAACUGGAUCCGGGGAUACAUCAUCACCAGCUGCAUCGGCACCAACAACACCACCAACACCACCAACUCGAGUCGGAUGAUGUGCCGUUAUAAGACUAGUGAGAUGCGUUAAAUCUUUCCGGUUUGUGUUUUGUAUAUUUGUAG